Molecule: messenger RNA, 3122 nt
Organism: Heterobilharzia americana
Lineage: Eukaryota; Metazoa; Platyhelminthes; Trematoda; Strigeidida; Schistosomatidae
Source: the annotation of a GenBank genome assembly
GAUUGUUGUCAGAGGGUUUAUAAAAGUGACUUCUUUGAUAUGUAACUAUAGAACCUUAAAAAGAAGUUAUCCAGAGACAUUCUUUGUUCACCAAAUCGCAAUUGGUAAACGGAGAUUUGUUGAAAAUAAAGGUUACUAUAAUUUAAAUAUGCUAAAUUUUAAUCUUUUCAUACUAAUCAGUAUGAUCUUGUUUAUUCGACAAGAAUAUUUAAUUAUUGCACAAAAUACUAUUGAUGAUGACAGUUCAAAUCCAUUUCAUUGGUUUAAACAUGAUAAUUUUGAUAUUAUCUCACAUAAAAUGGAUCAAGCUAAUCCAAAUAAUUGUGAAACAAUGUCUGAAGCUGAUUUACGUCUACCACCAACAUCACUUAGUCAAUUACCUCAAUAUAAUGAAAUUCCAUUAAGACAAUGGUUUACAAAUCGUUCAAAAUUAUUACAUUUACAUAAUUUAGCAUUGAAUCGAGCAUUUUUCUAUAGUUAUAUAUUACAACGAUUAGAUCAUCCAACUAAAGAUCCACAACAUUUACCUUCAUUAAUGUAUUAUUAUAUGUCAGCUGCAGCUGAUAUCUCCUCUGGACCAAAUGUUAUGAAUACUAGUGGAGUAUUUAUGGAUACGAAUACAACAUAUGCAAAUUGGUAUGAAUUAAAGGAUAUCAAUAGAACAUUACCAUUAUUUGGACCAUUAGCUAGACGAUUAGAUAAUUGGAAUGAUGAAAUGAAUUUUUUAAGAGUACCAACUAAUAAUACAAUUGAAAUCACUGAUCUUGGAGCUGGACCAAAUAACAACUACACAGCAUCAUGGUAUAAGAAUAAUCCUUAUAUACGUGAUCGUGAAAUGGGUAUUGAUUUUAUUCCAGAUAGACGUGGUACAGCACCCAGUAAAAAUCAAUACACUACAAAAAUUCAACUUGCCACUAUCACUGGAGAUCCUAUAGAAGAGUUGGAAAAUGUAAAAUUCUAUGGUCCAAAUGCACCAGGUGUGAAGGAGACAUUUCUACCUGUUCGUUUUACUCGUCCUUAUUAUGAUUGUGGUGGGACAAACAGAUGGAUUGUUAGUUCUGUAGCAGCAUUGACAGAUUUUAUGCCACGUUAUUCAAAUAUUACUCGACUACGUGGUCCAAGAAUGAUUGGCGUGGUUGUACAAAGCAUGGACUUUUAUAGAAUUGACUUUAAUCCUUGUCCACCAGGAUUAGGAAAUCCAAACCAUUUCUUGGCUGGAAUCGCAAGAUGUAAACCUACAACUUUGUGCGUACCUCUUCCCGGUUUCGGUUUCAAACGAGGAGGUUAUCAGUGUGUCUGCCAACCUGGACAUCGUUUACCAUAUGAACAAGAUGGACCAUUUCGUGGUGUUGAUAUUGAAGCAGCUACUGAAGAAGAAUACCGGAAUAAUUUCGAUUGUAUACCAGUUGGUUGGCGUGAAGUUAUUCCAGAAGAGACAGGCAUGAAGACCAUUCUUGAACGAGAUCGCCGUUCAGCUGACCAACAAUCAGGUAGUUUGACUUUCUGGAAUCGAUUUAAAGAACCUGGAGUUCAUUUGAUGAAUUCAUUAUUUGCAACAUUUGGAUCAGUAAAACAACAUUUCUUUCCAACACCUCCUCAACUGGAUUCAUCAAUAUUGAUUGAUGGGAUAUUAGAUCAACCAUUGACAUCAACAUUAAAUCAAAAUGAUCAGCCAUUUGAUCGUCUUGUUCCUGGAUACCGAUCAGUUUCUCAUCUAUUACCAUUAGAACAGAAUGAUUUCAACUUAACCUAUUUAGAAGAUUCAAAUGGUGAAAAUCAACUGGAAAGUGAAUCUUAUAUACUUGAUCAUAAUGAAACUGAUAUUGGUAGGGGAGAAAAUCAUGAUAUAAUGAAACAACGUAGACGACGAAAUGUUGAUACACCAUUCUAUACUGUUGGAGUUGGCACGGUCUUUGAUGCUGAUAGAUAUUUUGAAGUUCAACGUUUGAUUGCACAUGUACGUAAAGUGACUAGUAAAAACUGUCAGCAAAUGACACCAGAUCAGUUAAUUUUACCUGGUGAAGUUAGUUAUGGUGUAGAGAAACAAUUUGAAAUGGUUGGACGAACAGCCUUACGUUUGUCACAUUUUCUUAGUGCUUAUUAUCAAAGUAAUGUUAUCGGAGAACUAUAUGGCAGUUUAAAGACUGGUUUUCCAAUUAAUCGUUAUCAAUUAUUUGGUGAAGUUAUUGCAAAUGUUUUAUCAAAUUUUGAUAUUGUAUCAAGUGGAAUAUUCUUCGACUAUCAAAUGUUCACAGAUCAUGAUGAAGUAACUUGGGAUUUAUUCGCUCCAUAUGCAUAUAAACCACUUCAUGCAACUCAAGCAGCUGAAGCAAUUGAUAUGAGUAUAAAUUAUUAUCGAGAUUAUACUGAAAAAUCAUGGUUUCGAACUCUGAAGUCAAGAUGGGCAUCAAGUCGACAAGGAUUAGAGCGAAUUACAACUAAGCCAUUUAUACGAAGUGAUGUCAAUGGAACUCAACUACAGCGUUAUUUCACCUUUCCAAUAUAUUAUCGUGUACCAUAUUAUGAAGAUGGUUAUUGGACUCAACCAUAUUUUGAUUGUGAUGGUAUGGUGAAAGAUUGGAUAAUUACAUAUGCAACUCCAUUUUUUGGUGUUGUUGGAGAAGAGAGGGCUUUGAGAUUUAUGGGUGUUGUAACCGCUUCGGUGAAACUAUUGUCAUUGGAUAUAAAUCAAUGUCCACAAUCCUUUUAUACACCAAAUUUUUUUAAAAAUACGGCAAGAUGUGAUUUUCGAAGUACAUAUUGUAAAUUAAUCCCAAGGCAUUAUUUUGUAUCGGGUAGUUACAAGUGUGAAUGUCGUCAAGGUUUUGAAUAUCCUCUCAAUGAUCGUACAUGGUAUUUUCAUGGUGAGAUGAUGGAACGUGAAUAUCAACUAAUGUUGGCUGGUAAACCUAAUCGUUAUGAAUUAUUACGAUGUCGUCAAGGUAUUGCAAGUGAAUUAAAUAGUUUCUCACUUCUCAAUCUAGCGUUUAUCAACUUCAUACUAAUUUUUAUUUAUACAUUAUAACUGAUUUACUUCUAGUUAUGAUGACAAUUCUUUAUCCAAGAAACAACUAUGUAAAAUUUAUUUACCGAUUUAUUUGUAAAUAAAACCAUUUACUACU